Molecule: messenger RNA, 1793 nt
Organism: Eucalyptus grandis
Lineage: Eukaryota; Viridiplantae; Streptophyta; Magnoliopsida; Myrtales; Myrtaceae
Product: ABSCISIC ACID-INSENSITIVE 5-like protein 2
Exons: 5
Coding region: 417-1388 (323 amino acids)
Biological process (GO): positive regulation of DNA-templated transcription
Cellular component (GO): nucleus
Molecular function (GO): DNA-binding transcription factor activity
Source: RefSeq, a predicted model, not a curated record
UGGGAACCCUUCGAAUAAAGUAAUGAAGGAAGGCACCCGCAAUCAGAACCGAGUUAAAAAGAAGGAAUGGUGGGAUAAGAAUGUGUGUGGGUGUUUAAGCAUUCUUUAAUCCCUCCAUCUGUUCUUUAAUACUUUCUGAAAGACCACACAACAAACGCAGUGCACCACUGUAUUUCUUCAGUCUUCCCUGCCUACUAAAUGCCACCUUUUAGAUUCAGAUCGGAUCCUGUGGCAAGCAAGUAAAUAGCCAUCAAAGCUCCGUCCUUUGCAGUUGUGCAGGUUCUUGUUUCUUACCGAUAUGAAGCCCAUGAGUACUUCAUGCACGGUUCGCAGGCUGUGACAUUCUGGUGGGGGUGUACAGAGAUUGAAGAUAUAGCAGGCACCUAGAAUGAAACAAUAGGCUGCUAGUGAAGAGAAUGGCGUCUCAAGGUGGUGGCAGCAGUGGUGCAGUACAAGCAGCCGAAUCGCAGAUACUGGCCCGCCAAGGGUCUCUGUAUGGACUCACCCUAGAUGAGGUCCAAAACCAGCUCAGCCACUUGGGGAAACCACUUGGCAGCAUGAACCUUGAUGAGCUUCUUGAGAGUGUGCGGAGCGCUGAAGCCGAUCUGGGCCCAAGACCUGGUGCAGCCGGCGUUCAGCCUCUUGCUAAGGAUCUCUGCAAGAAAACAGUCGAGGAGGUGUGGAAAGACAUUCAACAAGUAAAUAAGAAGAAAAAUGGCAUUGAGAAUCAUCUUUGCAAUGAGAGAGUGGGUGAAGAAGAGAGAGUGCCCACAUUUGGGGAAAUCACAUUAGAAGACUUUUUGUUGAAGGCAGGGGUUAUGGCGGAACUUCCUCCGGUUGGCCAAAAUGGUGGUCUGAUUUCAGGGCUCGAUUCAGCUCCAGCCCCACAGCCCUAUGUCCCUCAAUGUAUCCAGUGGAUGCAGUACCAUCUCCCCUCCAUCCCCCAGUCGCAGAAUGUCAUGACUGGCCCAACGGCAGGUGACCACAUGGUUCAGCCACGGAUUCCCAUUGUGACUCAUCCCUCGGUGGAUUUAGGCUACCCAGACACCCAAAUUUCUAUGUCCCCUUCCACAUUGAUCGGUGCACUUUCGGAUGUUCAGUCACCGGGGCAGAAUACGGUCAUGCCAGGAGAUGUUGUGGAGAAGACUGUGGAGAGGAGAAGGAAAAGGAUGAUUAAGAACAGAGAAUCGGCUGCUCGAUCACGAGCUAGGAGACAGGCGUAUACCCAUGAGCUGGAGCACAAGGUCAUGCGAUUGGAGGAGGAGAAUGCAAGGCUUAGACGGCAGAGGGAUGUCGAGAAGAUGUUUCCAAGCGAGCCACCUGCUGAGCCCAAGGGUAAGCUUCGCCGAACAAGUUCGGUGCCCAUUUUGACGUCUCACCACAUUUGAGUGUCAUGUGGAAAGCAGUCUUGUUGUUGCAGUUCAAAUCUACCAAUUGCACGCCCCCAACUUCCGUGUUUCCUGAGGCUACACAACCCCGUUUUCCCAACUUUCGGAGGAAUCUUGCCUGUGUCACUUCUUCUCCUUCCUUUUUCCCAAUACUUACGCUUGAAUGGUUUCAACUCGAAGCAAUUUGGUCCUACUGGUUUUACCAAUUUGUGAGGUCAAUUGUUCCACUUCCCCAACUCCUAAACCAUCUAUUGAAGUCCUUUUUAUUUUAUUUUUUUCCGUUUCUUCACCUCUUUUACAUCAAAGGACUUCCUGUAAGGUUCUCUUUGUGCAAAUCGGGAUUCUAAACAUCAUGUUUCUUUAGAAUUUAUGUCAGACUAGUCUGCAUGCCGGACAUGUAAUUCU